Scatophagus argus is the source of this 4209-nucleotide messenger RNA. RefSeq names its product voltage-dependent calcium channel subunit alpha-2/delta-4-like. Lineage: Eukaryota; Metazoa; Chordata; Actinopteri; Scatophagidae. The coding region runs from base 321 to 3626 and encodes 1101 amino acids. Gene Ontology annotation, molecular function: voltage-gated calcium channel activity. The transcript has 40 exons. Gene Ontology annotation, cellular component: voltage-gated calcium channel complex. The record is from RefSeq and is a predicted model, not a curated record.
AGGAUUUUCUCUCUUCUUUACUUGCCAGUUAAUUUGUCUUGGACAACAUUAAAGAUCAUCUGCAAGUUUCUUUAAAGAGGCUGAGAAGCUGAAACAGGAGGUGGAGAGAAGAUGCCAUCAGCAGAAUGAGUUUAUCCAGACAUGAUGGAGAUCCUCCAGGGUCCAAAGCCCACCUUUGUGACCUCCGUCUUCUACUUGCUGUAGCCAACAUGAGGAAGCCGUUCCCCACAAACGUUUUAUGAUCCUCUUGAACUUUGAGAACUGAUCACAGACUCUGAAACCACCUCUAAAACUUCAGACUUGAAGCUGCGAGGAGCUUGAUGUUGGAAGGUGAAGGCAGGAUGGUGGGCACGAAGCUGCUGUGGAUUCUGGGAUUGUUCUGCCUGUGGAUUACGACUCAGGCUCAGAUGAAGAUCCCACCAGAGACGGUUCAGCAGUGGGCGUCAGAGUUCUCGACUCAGCUUCGAGACGUCACCACCAAAUACUCGGGCUCCCUGCUGCUGCAGAAGAAACUGAAGGAUGUGGAGUCCAUUGUGAAGAUUGUGGAGCUGGAUGGAGACGACUUGGUGAAGGAUUACUCUGACGAAAUUGAACAAAUGUUGGGAAGCAAAAUGAAGUCAGUGAAGAGGUUAGCGGAGUCUGCGGAGGAUGCUGAUCUGUACCACGAGUUCAACGCUUCUUUACAGUUUGAUUACUACAACUCCAUGCUGAUCAACACUGUGGACGAGGAUGGGAACAAUGUGGAGCUGGGUGGAGAUUUUCCUCUGGAAGAGAACGAACACUUCAACAACCUGCCAGUGAAUACGCAGCAAAGCGACAUCCAGGUGCCCACCAAUGUCUACAACAAAGAUCCCAACAUCCUCAACGCCAUCUACAACUCUGAGGCAUUAAAUGACGUUUUCAUCAGUAACUUCCAGAAGGACCCAACACUCACCUGGCAGUACUUUGGCAGCUCCACCGGUUUCUUCAGAAUCUACCCAGGUAUCAAAUGGACUCCAGACUCUAACGGUGUGGCAGCGUUUGACUGCAGGAACCGGAACUGGUACAUCCAGGCGGCCACAUCCCCCAAAGACAUCAUCAUCAUGGUGGACAUCAGCGGCAGCAUGAAGGGACUGAAGAUGACCAUUGCCAAACACACCAUCAACACCAUCCUGGACACGCUGGGAGAGAACGACUUUGUCAACGUCAUCGCUUACACAGACUACGUUCGAUACGUGGAGCCCUGCUUCAAAGGGACUCUGGUCCAAGCCGACUUGGACAACAGGGAGCACUUUAAGGUGCUGGUGGAAGAGCUUCAUGUUAAAGGAGAAGCAAAGAUCAAGAAUGCGAUGAAGGAAGCCUUUAAGAUCCUCAAUGAGGCCCGGCUGAACGGUCAGGGCAGCAUGUGUAACCAGGCCAUCAUGCUGAUCACAGAUGGAGCCAUGGAGGACUUUGAGUCUGUCUUUGAGGAGUUCAACUGGCCUGAGCGCAGGGUGAGAGUCUUCACCUAUCUGAUCGGCAGGGAGAUGACCUUCGCCCAGAAUACCAAGUGGAUCGCCUGCAACAACAAAGGUUACUACACACACAUCUCCACGCUGGCUGACGUGCAGGAGAACGUCAUGGAGUACCUGCAUGUGCUCAGCAGACCAAUGGUCAUCAACCACGACCAUGACAUCAUUUGGACAGAGGCCUACAUGGACACAGUGCUUCCCAACACCAACGAGCUCUUCACCACCAAAGCUCAGAGUCUGCUGCUGAUGACCUCCGUGGCCAUGCCAGUCUUCAGUAAGAAGAAGGAAACGCUGUCCCACGGGAUCCUGCUGGGUGUAGUCGGCUCUGACGUCCCACUGCAGGAAGUGAUGAAGUUAGCACCCAGAUACAUGCUAGGACCUCACGGCUACGCUUUCCUCAUCACCAACAACGGGUACAUCUUGGCUCACCCUGACCUUCGACCUCUGUACAAAGAUGGAAAGAAACUGAAGCCGAAGCCAAACUACAACAGUGUGGAUCUAUCUGAGGUGGAGUGGGAGGAUACAGAGGAGAAACUGAGAACAGCCAUGGUGAAGGGACAGACGGGCAGCAUCAGCCUGAGCAUCAGAGCGUCAGUGGAUAAAGGGAAACGACCCCUGUACCUCGUCAACGACUACUUCUACACUAACAUUGAUGAGACACCUUUCAGCUUCGGCAUGGUGUUGACCAAGGGUCACGGAAAGCUCAUGUUCAUGGGGAAUGUGUCUGUGGAGGAAGGCCUGCAUGAUCUCACGUCUCCUGAUCUCAGCAUCGCCUCGGAGUGGACGUACUGUGAGACGGACAUCGACCCGAGCCACCGGAAAUACUCUCAACUUCAGGCUGCCAUCCGCUACCUGCUGGGAAAGGAACCCGACCUCGAGUGUGACGAGGUGCUGCUGCAGCAGACGCUGUUUGAUGCUGUGGUAACCGCUCCAUUGGAAGCCUACUGGAACGCCCUCAUGCUCAACGAUAGGGUGGAGCCGGGGGUGGAGACGGUCUUCCUCGGCACUCGUUCAGGCCUGAUGAGGAUCAUAAGAUAUGCAGGAGUGGAGAGCAGAGUGGCAAAAAGAUUUCUGACUCCGACCGAUAAAGACAACCUGUUCACCAUCGAUCACUUCCCGCUGUGGUACCGCCUAGCCGUGGAAAACACUCCUGGAAGCUUCUACUACUACCUCGUCAACGAUAAAGGAGUUAAGUACGUCGUAGCUACGACUGCAGUGAUGGUGUCGUCUGAGGGGAGGAUGGCCAUGGCUGGAGCCAUCGGGCUGCAGUUGUCCUUGGACUGCCUGGAAAAGCGGUUCUGGGCCAUCGCCAAGCAGCCCAGCGACACAGAUUGUUCGAACAUCGACGGAGUGUGUCCUCUCAGCUGUGAGAGUGUUGAUCUGAACUGUUUCCUGGUGGACAACAACGGCUUCAUCCUGCUGUCCAAAGAGCGGAGCGAGGUCGGGCGUUUCUUCGGUGAGGUGGACGGCUCCGUCAUGGCGUCGCUGAUCAAGAUGGGAAUGUAUAAAAAAGUGUCGUUGUUUGACUACCAGGCGAUGUGUAAGAACAGCCAUCACCACACCAGCAGCGGCCGACCGCUGCUCAGCCCGUUUUAUGGUAUUGCAGCGUUGAUAAGAUGGUUCUUCUCCAACGCGCUCAUGUUCCUGCUGGACUUUAACCUCUGCGGUCUCUGGCACUCUGAUUACUUUGUGGACGCCAAGGCUGGCUAUCACACAACUCAUAAGCAGAAGAAGGUGGAGGCCAUGCUGCCAUGUGACACAGCGUAUCCCGGCUUCAUGUACGACUCGUCUGUCAGAGAAGCAAACAGCCUCAUCAAGUGUGGACGCUGCCAGAAGAUGUUUGUGGUCCAGCAGAUCCCGGACAGUAACCUGGUCCUGGUUGUGACUCAGGCCGACUGCGACUGUUCUCGUCAGUAUGGACCCAUCUCACUGGAACCAAAAGAGAUCAAAUAUAACGCCACAGUCAAAUGUAACAGGAUGAAAUCCCAGAAGGUGCGGCGGCGUCCGGAGUCCUGCCAUGCCUACCACCCGAAGGAAGACGCCAAGGACUGCGGCGGGGCGGCGGCCAUCUCCCUGUCACACUCUCUCUUCUCAGCCUCUCUGCUCAUGUCGUCUCUCCUCCACAGCAGGAUGUAAAAAUCCAACCAAUCAGGACGCUCUGAGGGAGGCGGCGACAGCAGAAAACCAGAAUCUAAACCAUCGAACAUGGAGCCAAAGGACUUUUUAACUUGUCACCUCAGAUUUGUGCUGUUCAGACGAGCUGAGGCUCACUCUGCAGACUUAAGGGCUACUUGAUUUUUUAAAAACUGAAUCUGAUUUCUCCGCCCUGAAAUGAAUGGGAUGGGAUGAAGACUGCAGGAGUCUGAUGGACUGAUGUGGAGAAACGUUGCCAUUACACUCAAAGAAUGUCUUUGUAGAAUUUUGAUACAGAAAUGUUGUAGUUUUACAUUCAGACUGCAAAACAAACUAAACUCUGAUGUGUUUGACCGGUCAACAGAACAGAUGCGGCGUCACAUGAAUACUUACAGGCAAGUAAAGUUUAAUUCGGACUGAAGGUGCUCACGUUUGGUUUGUCCUCAGGUGAAGAAGAUGCAGAUGUUUCAGCUGAAGCUGAAGGUGGCGAUUGGUACAGCAUUCACACUGAACAAUCACCUGAACACGUCUGAACAGGUUUUCUGCGAGUCAAAGGAAACAGUCCUCUCUCUUCCUGAGGCCAAAC